AUGAGGGUUGAUGAGAUUCAGAUGUUAUCACAGAUGUGUUUAUAUCUCCACAAUGACUGUUUAACUGUCUUUGAUGUUUAUUUUCUAGAAAAUUUAGCACGUAGAGGAACAGCUACACAGUCAUCCACAUAUUCCUUCUUUGUAGCUCAAAAGGCUAUAGAUGGUGUAAGAUAUGGACCAAUUGAAGAUGCGUACUACUCUGUUACUGCAUAUGAAUUGAGUCCAUGGUGGAGGUUGGAUCUCUUGGAUUAUUAUGAGAUUAGUACAGUAGUCAUCACUGCUAGUUAUCCUGAUCAAAUCAAUGGAGCAGAGAUUCGUAUUGGAAACUCCACUGAAAACAAUGGAAUCAACAAUCCCAGAUGUGCUGUAACUUCAGGUUUUCAAUUUGGUCAAACUAUCAGUUACUCAUGUGGUGUAAUGGUGGGACGUUAUAUAAAUGUGGUCUUGACUGGACGUACAUCUAAUUUCGCUCUCUGUGAGGUUGAGGUCUAUGAUACAGAGAAUUUAGCACAUAAAGGAACAGUUAUACAGCCAUCAACAUAUUACAUUAGGGUAGCUGAAAACGCCAUAGAUGGAAUAAGAUAUGGAUCAGUUGAUACCUAUUGCUCCAGUACCGGACUUGAAGCUACACCAUGGUGGAGAUUGGAUCUCUUGGAUUAUUAUGGGAUGAUUACAAUAAUCAUCACUGCUAGAUCAGACGGUUAUCUUGAAGAAACCAAUGGAGCAGAGAUUCGGAUUGGAGACUCACUGGAAAACAAUGGAAACAACAAUCCCAUAUGUGCUGUAAUAUCUGGUCUUACUGUCAGUACCAGUACCGUCAGUUAUGCGUGUGAUGGAAUGGAGGGACGUUAUGUGAAUGUGAUCAUACCUGGACCUGGUCAUGUCACUGUGUGUGAGAUGGAGGUCUAUGGAAAACGUGUUUUAAAAAAAAACAUUUUGAGACUGAAAUUUCUCUCCAGUGUUGAUGCAGCGGCUCUGAGCGACAAAAUCCUCUCUCAGCUGGAGUCUGCUCUGUCAUUAUACAUCUCUGAUUUUAAACUGUCCUGGACACAACGCCCUUAUAAAGAGAAGGUGAAACAACAGAACACAGGCAAGUAUAAAGUCAUUUUAAAACUAUUUACAUAA
Molecule: messenger RNA, 1125 nt
Organism: Paramisgurnus dabryanus
Lineage: Eukaryota; Metazoa; Chordata; Actinopteri; Cypriniformes; Cobitidae
Source: RefSeq, a predicted model, not a curated record